Molecule: messenger RNA, 2878 nt
Organism: Limanda limanda (common dab)
Lineage: Eukaryota; Metazoa; Chordata; Actinopteri; Pleuronectiformes; Pleuronectidae
Gene: atg4c
Product: autophagy related 4C, cysteine peptidase
Exons: 11
Coding region: 197-1642 (481 amino acids)
Molecular function (GO): protein-phosphatidylethanolamide deconjugating activity
Source: RefSeq, a predicted model, not a curated record
AUGGACGGAGCGGGUCAGUGUUACAGCGGAGAGGAGCGGACCACUGGGAAUCGAACCUGUGUGACAUGACCAGUGUCCCACCAUGUGAGGUUUGAACUGGGAAACAGCUGUGCGACUGGGAGAGGGGGGGCACGCAUCUGGAGCAGAUAAACACAGUGUGCAGUGGGGGAAUGGGUCUCAUCUCUUUCUGGUCCAAAUGGAGAAUAAAGGGAGCGACGAGGCGGAAAAAUUGAAGACAAAGUUCUUGUCGGCCUGGAACAAUGUGAAGUACAGUUGGGCUCUGAAAUCAAAGACCUCAUUCAGUAGAAAUUCCCCAGUGCUCCUUCUGGGAAAAUUUUACCAUUUCAAGGCUGAAGAUGACGACGGUCUCACAGACGCCUGCUAUGAAGCCUCCAAUGACGACUGCGUCAUGGGGAACGCUGAAGCUUUCCGGAAGGACUUUGCGUCUCGAGUGUGGCUGACCUACAGGGAGGAGUUCCCUCCCCUGCCCGGCUCCGCCCUGACCUCCGACUGUGGCUGGGGCUGCAUGCUGAGGGCCGGGCAGAUGAUGCUGGCUCAGGCUCUGAUUCUGCACUUCUUGGGCAGAGACUGGACCUGGUCGGCGGCGCUGAACCUCCAGCCCUUGGACGCAGAGACGUGGACCUCCACCGCAGCCAAACGUCUGGUGGCCUCUCUGGAGGCUUCUCUACAAGGUUCCCAAGGGCCCUCGGAUCCCGGGUUAAAACACAUGCCUCAGGCCCUGGGAUCUGCAGAGGAGGCAGAUGCACACCUGAAAGAGAUGUACCACCGCACACUGGUGUCCUGGUUCGGGGACAGCCCCUCGGCUCAGCUGGGCCUCCACAGGCUGGUCCGCUCAGGCCUGUCCAUGGGGAAACAGGCAGGGGACUGGUAUGGACCUGCUGUGGUGGCCCACAUACUCAAGAAAGCUGUCGAGGAGGCGAUGGACCCUGGCUUGGCGGGUAUAACUGCCUAUGUCUCCCAGGACUGCACAGUGUACAGUGGGGAUGUGGUUGAUAGCCACGGGGCAGCAGCAGCAGGGCAGCCCUCUGCCGAGCCGGCGGCCGACCCUCCUCCUCCGCUGCAGAGCGACCGGCCAGCGUCUGCCUCCACGCCACCGGACGACCGGGCGGUCAUCAUCCUCAUCCCUGUGAGGCUGGGGGGGGAGAAGACCAACCCUGAGUAUUUUGACUUUGCAAAGAGCAUACUGAGCCUGGAGUACUGUAUAGGCAUCAUCGGAGGGAAGCCCAAACAGGCCUGCUACUUUGUAGGAUUUCAAGAUGACAGCUUGAUUUACAUGGACCCUCAUUACUGUCAGUCUUUUGUGGAUGUCAGCACCAGCGAUUUCCCUCUGCAGUCGUAUCACUGCCCCUCGCCAAAGAAGAUGCCUUUCAGCAAGAUGGACCCGAGCUGCACCAUCGGUUUCUACUCGAGAAGCGUCCAGGACUACGAGAGGAUCAGCCAGGAGCUGUCUAAGGUGCUGCAGCCGUCAGCCAAGGAGAAAUACCCGGCGUUCACGUUCGUGCAAGGUCACGGCCGAGAUUACGACCUGUCGGCGGGCCUGACCCCGGAGAAGAGAGAGUGGCCCUUCAUCCGUGACCCGAGCAGGACGGUCACCACCGCCGGGGACUUUGUGCUGCUCUGACAGGACGGGUUUAAAAGACUCUACCGACGGGGAACUUCCUCCUCGUAAGGUGCAAACUGCCACGUCCGUUGUGACACUGAUGUUAUUUUUCAAAAACUCCUUUUAAACUUCAUUCGGCAUUUGGUUUCCUAAUUCGUCCUGGAAACUUUGUUGCUGGGCACUUUUAGACCAAAAUGUGGUUUAACUGGUUGUCCAGUAACAUGAGUGCACGGAGUAAUUUGUCUGGAACACGGUGUUGAAUUUAAUCACCCAACAUUUUGAUAAACUCAUCCAGGAAAUAACAGCAUUUAGGUGAACCCGUAUUCUUUCAGCACCGUUAUUUGUAUUUGUAGUUCAGCACUCCCAUGUUAACAUGCUUUCUGAAUUCAUGCAGCAGCGUUGUCUAACUUUUUAAAGGUUUAUGAAGUACUUCACCUGUAGACAGAGAUUAUCAAGUGUAGAUGUCAGCAGGGUCCUGACGUCGAGGAAGAACCUUAAUGAAUACAUCUCUGGAGACAAAGUAUCUUAACAACUUCUCCUCUAAUACAUUUCACCCACCUGAAAAACCUCAGCCACACGAGCACCUCGAUGUGUCGUUUCUUUUGUUCACACUCAUUCUGUCUCUUAGCAAUAAUCUGAUAAUAAGACUGUGUUCUCGUCCCGCUGGUCUUCAUGUUGACUGAGUCGUGCCGCUGCCGUGAAAGUGACCAGACGGUGGAAAAGGAGGUGGAGGUGGAGGUGAUGAUGUUUGGUGCUGCACCUCACUAAGCACUGCCUGUUAUCAAUUAACCUUUACAACAGGAUGGGUUAGAUGUACUGUAUACACAGAACAUUUCAAUAAAAUCAUGAAUAUUCUGAGCCUCAGUUUCAGGGAAUUGCAGUAAAGGAAGAAAUACGAUAAAUUUCUUCCAGUCAUUAUUAUUAUUUGUAUUUUUUGUAGAACUGAAACCAUUUGGUCGAUUAUUUCAAAGCAUUUUGUCUAACAUUUCAUUUUGUGUUUCUUCUUUCUUUUGACGAUCUAUUGCAGAUUUUACAAAACACUUUUAGAACAACUGUACUGAAUAUGAAAUAGAAGUGAAGAUGCAGACUUGAAUAUAUGUUUGGGUACGAAAAAACAUGCACUUUAGUUCAUCAAGUUGUCCAACUGUUGAAUCUUUCUCAUGUGUUUUCCUCCAUCACAACACCUGCAUUUAGUUUCUUUGAGAUAACCUUGCUAAAUAAAUUUCUGCAAUUUAAUGUUGUUCUUUUUGUUCAAAC